AUCCGAAGCCCGUGUGUGACGUGAACGCCUCCUUUACAACGCAGCCCUGGUUCUCUCUGGGCUACACGAAGAUGGACAGCGAGGUGCAGAGAGACGGGCGGAUCCUCGAUUUGAUCGACGACGCGUGGAGGGAAGAUAAGUUGCCCUACGAAGAUGUGGCAAUACCGCUGAAUGAGCUUCCUGAACCAGAACAAGACAAUGGUGGCACAACAGAAUCCGUAAAAGAACAAGAAAUGAAAUGGACUGACUUGGCCUUGCAGUACCUUCAUGAAAAUAUUCCUCCAACAGGAAACUAGUGUGCCUUUGAUACUUCUUGCUGUAAUUAAAAUGUUUCCAGCACUUCAUCCACA
Molecule: messenger RNA, 350 nt
Organism: Lacerta agilis (Sand lizard)
Lineage: Eukaryota; Metazoa; Chordata; Lepidosauria; Squamata; Lacertidae
Gene: ANAPC13
Product: anaphase promoting complex subunit 13
Exons: 2
Coding region: 72-296 (74 amino acids)
Biological process (GO): protein K11-linked ubiquitination
Cellular component (GO): anaphase-promoting complex
Source: RefSeq, a predicted model, not a curated record